CAUACAUUUCAGAAAAAGCUCAUCUGCAGUUUGUGAAAAUUUUAAAUUAUUUAUGACUCUCAACACUCUUUUUGAAAUAGUACUUCUACCUUCAUUCGAACGGGCAACUUCAUAAAAAAAUGGGAGGACAUAUAUAUGAUAGCUACGGUAGCUUCAUAAAUCAUAAUGGGUCUUAUAUCUGAUGUCUUUUUAUUAGUCUGCGAACCCUUUCAAUUGAUGUCUGGAACGAGCUCCAAUUCUUUGAUCUAAUAACACCUCUUUCGAAUUCUACUUUUCUCACCAGAACUAAUUCUUUAUUGUAAUUCCAACGAAAAAUUCCUUAAUCCAAAAAACCUGUUUUGAUAUUUUCGUUCAGAUUUAAUAGUGCAAAAAUAUAAAAUUGAAGUUAUUUAUAUUAGAGCUAAAUUUACAAUUGAGAAUUAACUGAUAAUUUCCUAAUAUGGAAAAUUCUGAGAAAAACAAUAGCUCAUUUCCAACCGGACUAUGUAAAAAUGGUCUCAACUUCCAUUAUUUACUCCGUCUUUGUAGUUCCGUGAGAGUGAAUCGGAAGAUUCUGUUGCUGUGUUUCUUGGUCUCAAAUCUCUUUCUCGCCGGCAGCCUUCCGAUGAGCUACCCGCAGCAGGCGUACGUGCCCUUAUCAAACAAUGCAGACGUUACCUUGUGCUGUCUGAAACUGUCUAUUCCGGACUACUGUCUCCAGAUGUGUGAUGGAUUCAGCACUAGAGAACACUUCAGCCAGAAGAAGAUAUGCGACCAGGUCUACGAAGAAUACCGCAAACAAUGUUUCCGCGCAAAACCGGAACCCCCUCCCGCUAACACCCACGACAGCUUCACCUGGAUAGACCCUAACCCCAGACCCCCACUUCCCCCGUCGACCCCAGACGAUACCCAGCAAACCAACCAGAUCAAACCAGCGGAGGGAUUCGAUUCCCGCGGAACCCAGUCUAAAGACUACGUUUUAAGUGAUUCACAAGCUACAAUUGUCAUUACCAAAAAUGGAGAGAAACAGCAGGCGAGAAACGGGUCGUCGCACCCCCUCCCAAUUUGGUCACGUGAUUAUUCAUGGGUGCGAUGUAUCGUGUUUUUAUUUGUGUUCACAAGACAGAGUUUAUUUUGUGGCCGCUUCAUGUGAUGAUUUUGCAUUAUUUUUAAGUUAAACUGACCUCUCCCCCUUUUGUGGAUGACGCCAUAUGCACUUGAUGAAA
This is a messenger RNA of Symsagittifera roscoffensis, 1205 nucleotides long. RefSeq lists its product as uncharacterized. The transcript has 3 exons. The coding region runs from base 440 to 1132 and encodes 230 amino acids. The record is from RefSeq and is a predicted model, not a curated record. Lineage: Eukaryota; Metazoa; Xenacoelomorpha; Acoela; Convolutidae.